Patella vulgata (common limpet) is the source of this 2666-nucleotide messenger RNA. Its product is annotated as wee1-like protein kinase 1-A. NCBI's taxonomy places the organism in Eukaryota, Metazoa, Mollusca, Gastropoda, Patellidae. The record is from RefSeq and is a predicted model, not a curated record. Gene Ontology annotation, biological process: protein phosphorylation; mitotic cell cycle. Gene Ontology annotation, cellular component: nucleus. The transcript has 8 exons. Gene Ontology annotation, molecular function: non-membrane spanning protein tyrosine kinase activity; magnesium ion binding; ATP binding. Bases 129 to 1895 code for a protein of 588 amino acids.
AGCGUGGCGAGGGGUAUAUGAAGCGUAAUCCCUGAAUAGUGGUCAGCUUUCAGAUCGUGAUCUAAACGUGACAUUUCAAUAUUACAGUGCUUUUGGAUAUAAUUUUGUGUAUUUAUUGUGUUUUCAACAUGGCGUGUCUCUUGCCGAAGCCACAGCGCGGACGCCGAUCAAUCUUACGGAAUACUUUUGAUGAAGAUUGUUUAGUAAAAACCUUGACCUACGAAGAUUUGGAUAUGUUGAAUGACACCGGCUUUCACGAGAGUUCUUCACCGUUUUCAGACGAAAUUCACACUGAUUAUUUGGAUUUUGACUGUUCUGUUAGAUCGCCAGUGUUUUCUCCUAAACCUUGUCGUCGAAUCACUAGAUCUAGGAAAUUAUCACCGUUGGUUUUGAAUACAAAGUUUGAUCCCGAAACCGAUGACGAACAAGUGCCCGUUCGAAUGGACAUCCCAGACAUUCCACCAACACCGACAUCAAAUUCAAACUCACCGCCUCACAGACGUCUCAGAGCACUUCGUCUCUUUGACACCCCCCACACCCCGAAAUCAUUAUUAGAAAAAGCCCAAAGACAGAAAUUUAAAGACAGAAAAAUCAGAUCCGAGAAGAAAGCCAACCGAAUUGAGAAAGUUGAAGCAAAUGUCAAUCCAUUUACACCAGUAAACAACCGAGUAAUUGGUCUUGUCGGUGGUAAAAGAAACCGAACCGAUAUGGUCAAGUCUGUUUUAGAUGAUUCUACAGAUGAAGAUGAUGAUUUACCAUCAUCCAAGAAAAUCGCUCUACAUGAGAUUAACACAUCUCGUUAUAAUGAAGAAUUCUAUGAAAUGUGUAAAUUGGGUGAUGGUGAAUAUGGAAGUGUACAUAAAUGUGUUCAUAGAUUAGAUGGGUGUAUUUACGCCAUUAAGAAAUCUAAAACACCAGUUGCUGGAAGUGUUUAUGAACGUAAUGCUAUGAAUGAAGUAUAUGCCCAUGCUGUAUUAGGUAAACAUGCCCAUGUUGUACGAUAUUUCUCCGCCUGGGCAGAAGAUGAUCAUAUGUACAUACAGAAUGAAUAUUGUAACGGAGGUAGUUUAGCAGAAAUUGUAGAAGAUAAUAAAAGAACUGGUGGUCAAAUUAUGGAAUCGGAAUUAAAACAGAUUUUAUAUCAAGUAGCUUUAGGUGUUAAAUAUAUUCAUUCACAGAAUCUAGUUCAUUUAGAUAUUAAACCAGGAAAUAUAUUUAUUCAUCGCAACCCACGUCUUCUUGCAUCACCCGAAUCUGGUGUUGAAUCUUGUGAAGAGGAAGAAGAGUGUGAAGAAGCUGUUACAUAUAAAAUCGGUGAUUUAGGUCAUGUGACAUCAUUAGCCAAUCCUGUGGUAGAAGAAGGUGAUUGUAGAUAUUUACCGAGAGAAAUCCUAAAUGAAAAUUACGAACAGCUAACCAAGAGUGAUAUUUUCUCGCUGGCUCUCUCCAUCUACGAAGCUGCUUCUUCCCAACAUUUACCCAAAAAUGGUGAAGACUGGCAUUUAAUACGUGAUGGUUAUCUCCCUUCUUUACCUGGUUAUUCCAAGGAGUUUCAUUCUUUAUUAAAGAGUAUGAUUCACCCCGAUCCUAAAGAACGACCAUCAGCUCUAGCCGUCGUCCAGCACCCAUAUUUAUGUCCACAGUUGAAGAAAACCAAAGCCCAACUACGUAAAGAAUUAAAUGAAGAAAGAUUCAAAAACCAAAUAUUAUCUAGACAAUUGAUAGAAGCUACACAGUUCCGAGUUGAAACCACACCCCUGGCACAAUACCGUCCAACGGGACUAGUCCGACCAUUCCAGUCAGAAACGACCACAUCAUCGACAGAGAACACAUCCCGGUCACGACGAUUAGUAGGAGGAAGGAUGAAGCGUAGUCUGAGUUUAUCUACGUUUUAGGUUGUGUGUGGUGUUGUUGUUGUUGGUGGUUUCGACACCCCCCUUAGGCUGUGACAGUGCAAAGACUUAUUAUUGUUAUAUAUGUGACUCUUCUCGUAGUUGGUGCUUCUCGUUUUGUGAUGUUAUCAAGUAAUAACGGAUAGUUGUUAAGAGAGUUAUAAAUCAAAAAUUGUGAUCGCUAUGUAACCAUUUUCCAACUCCAGGAUAAUUACGAGCAAGAAAAGAUUAAUUCCCUUGCUGCAGUUAUCAAAAUUCGUUUGUGAUAUUAAUUUUGUUUUUCUUUCAUUAUUUGUCUGAAUGCCAGACGUAUAUUUGUGCUAAAUAAUGUUUUUGUAUAAUGUACAUCAAUGGAUAGAUUAUUUCCAUAAUUCCUCUAAUUAGAUAUUAAUUAAAUGAGUUAUGGAAAAAUUAAUUAAAUUUUGUAUAAUUAAUCAUGUACAAAUUAACUUAUAAAAUUGCUUUUUUUUUUUGCUUUUCCAAUUUUUUUUUCUUUUGUAAAUAAUUGUAGGAUAUAUAUCGAUAUAUAACGUAGAAUCAUAUAUUCUUUUUUUUUUUUUGUCUACUCUCGCCAAUGGUCAUAAUUUCUGACCAAAACACUGAUGGUGCUAUGGGCUUUGUAAUAAUUAUGGUGCAAAAUUUGCUAAACCGUUGUUAAAAUAUCAUUAUGUUAAAAUUUUCUUUUGUCAAAAUGUAAAACUCUUGUUAUGUAAAAAUGGAUGUAAAUUUUGUACAUUUUGAAGAACAGACCUGAAUAAAACAGAAAAUAAUAAA